GAAGUAAAUAGCUAUAUACGUGCCUGGAAUAAAAGAAAACAUAUCUGAAACAUUGAGACACAGGACAACAGGGGCCAGAGGAAACUGUACACCAUGAAGAUAAUUUUUGGGAAGGUCGUGUGUGUUGUAUGCAUUCUAUUCCUUAAUGCUACAGGUUCACUGUCUCAGCUCAGAGUUUGUGGUCAGGCUCCUCUGAACAACAAGAUUGUUGGUGGUCAAAAUGCUGGUCUUGGUUCCUGGCCUUGGCAGGUUAUUGUUCAGUCAGCAAACACCCUCUGUGGUGGCAGUCUGAUCAGUCAGAACUGGGUCUUAACAGCUGCUCACUGUUUGAAAAUGAAUGGAAUACCUUUUACUGCACCUCAAAUCACAGUCUCACGACGACUUGAAAAUGGGACUGUAAUGGAGACAAUAAAUGCUAUUAAAUUGAUCAUCCAUGAAGGCUAUAACGAUACCACUCUGGUCAAUGACAUUGCACUAGUCCAGCUCUCCUCUUCAGUGCAGUUUAAUGAUUAUUUCCGUCCGGUGUGUCUUGCUGCAAGCAACAGCUCUUUUCCAAGUGGUACCAAUGUCUGGGCCACAGGAUGGGGUAAAAUCAAUAAUAUUAAUUCGGACGUCGCUCAAAAGCUGCAGGAGGUGAAGUUGCAGAUUGUCAAUAACAGUGACUGUGCACAAAAAUUAAGACCAAUUAUGAUCACAGACGGUAUGAUGUGUGCUAUCUCUCCUGUGGGUGGACAGGACAUAUGCCAGGGUGAUUCUGGAGGUCCACUGGAGGUGAAAUUUAAUGGAAGCUGGAUUCAAGGUGGGAUUGUGAGCUUUAACACUGAAGCUGGAUGUGCUCUUCCAUCUAUACCCAGUGGGUAUACCAGAGUGUCUCAGUACGAAGACUGGAUUAAUAACAACACAGGCAACAAUCAACCAGAAUUUGUUGCAUUCUCCCUUGGCAGUUACAUCUCCCUCAACCACUUCUGUCUGUUCCUUUCUUUCACCAUCAUCCCCUUCAUUCUCCCUUCCUUAUCCAUCUAUUAGUGACGUUAGCCAAAUUAAAGACACAAGCACCAAGAACAGAAAGUAAUCUAACAUAACACAUAAUUUAAUUACUUAAGCUUUACUUUUUUUGAACUUUAUUUUCUACAAAGCUACAUUUUAAUGUAGUUAUUUUUCAUGUGAAACGAAGAGACAAAACCUAUACGCUUGUGUCUGAAAACUAAAGUCUACAUAAAUUCAAAAGCAAAUUCAGGCAUAUUUGUUACAAAGAACAUUUUAAUCAUGAGAAUUUCUAGUUUUAAAUAAAUUCCUGAUAAAUUCAUGUUUAAUAUACAGUCAUGGAAAAAAGUACACCCUCCAUCAAUUCAAUGUUUUUAUUUAUCAGUUUUCCAACAUUUAAUGGCAAUUCCUUACGUGUGAAACUGAGUUUCAGAAUUUAGGUUGCUCCUCUUUCAUUACCAGAUGGUAUGGUGCAAAAAUCAAAUGAAUAACAUUUAAACAGAUAGAUAAACAGGCUUGGUGGUAUUUUUGAUGCUUUAAAUCCUUUUUUUAAUAGUAUAUGUUAAUAUGUUAAUAUGUUUGUUUCUGUGAUAUCUUUCUUUUCUCCCAGUUUGUUGUCAGGCUUCACAAGAUCCAAGAGAGAUGCUGCUCUUGGUUCCUGGCCUUCGCAGGUUAUUGUUCAGUCAGCAAACACCCUCUAUGGUGGCAGUCUGAUAAAUCAGAACUGGGUCUUAACAGCUGCUCACUGUUUAAAAAGGAAUGGAAUAGAGUGAAAUUUUUUUCUUGAGAAAAAAGUCAAAGGUAUCUAUGAAAUAAUAAUAUAAUUAUUUGUAUGUUCAAUUUGUGCAACUUAUAAGGUGUCCAACAGUUUACUGUAAACAAUUAACAAUUAUAUAUCAGGCUUUAUUCUGCCUGAUAUAUAACAGUGACAGCAGCAUGUAUCUUCAAACUCUUUUCCACAAUGGACAAAGCAGAUUUACAGUUAUUUAAUUUCGAUUCUUAUGGAAGUGAAUCGAAAUUAAAUAACUGUAAAUCUGCUUUGUCCAUUGUUGAAAUAGCUGAAUAAACACAAUGUGAUUUAAUUUUAUUGAUUUUUUCAUUUUAUAUAUGAAACAUGUUACUGAGGUAUUUAAUGUCAUUAACACUUAAGUAAAGUAUGAUGUGACUAAUGUGACUAAUGGGCACUAAUGGGGGGAUAUGAAUGAAGUCGUAAUUACGACUAGGAAUCUCAGACAUUAUUUUGUUAAGUUUAGUUUCUGAGAUGAAAGGAGUACUCAAGUUCCACAUUGUGGAGGAGAGUACAGUUUCAGUCUCUUCUGUCAUCAUUCAUAUUCAUUCAUGUACUUCAGCAACCUUUCUCUGAAUUAUGAACAUUUUUACAACCUAUAAAACAGCGUUUUUAUCCAAAA
Messenger RNA from Tachysurus fulvidraco (yellow catfish), 2393 nucleotides. Its product is annotated as chymotrypsin-like protease CTRL-1. Lineage: Eukaryota; Metazoa; Chordata; Actinopteri; Siluriformes; Bagridae. Gene Ontology annotation, biological process: proteolysis. The coding region runs from base 94 to 1026 and encodes 310 amino acids. The transcript has 6 exons. Gene Ontology annotation, molecular function: serine-type endopeptidase activity. The record is from RefSeq and is a predicted model, not a curated record.